This is a messenger RNA of Phyllostomus discolor (pale spear-nosed bat), 3988 nucleotides long. RefSeq names its product carnosine synthase 1 (gene CARNS1). Lineage: Eukaryota; Metazoa; Chordata; Mammalia; Chiroptera; Phyllostomidae. Gene Ontology annotation, biological process: carnosine biosynthetic process. The record is from RefSeq and is a predicted model, not a curated record. The transcript is spliced from 10 exons. Bases 125 to 2992 code for a protein of 955 amino acids. Gene Ontology annotation, molecular function: ATP binding; ATP hydrolysis activity; carnosine synthase activity.
AGCGGCGCUGCCUCAGCCUGGCAUUGUGUCGCCUCCGUGCUGUCGCCAAGCCCCCGCCCGGUCCUUGCCACCCACUGAGCCCCGCCGAGCCUCUGUCACCCGCCAGCCUCUCUCCACCUGUGAGAUGCUCUCCUUGGAUCCGCUGGGUCCCAAGUGGGACUGCCCCCUGGGCUCCAAGGUCCUGGAGGACGAGGAGGGCCCGUGGGGAGGAGACUCCGGCCUGCCACCUCCAGACGACUUCCCCGGCUCCUGGCGCCUCGACGUGGGCCUGGACUGCAAGGGCUCCCCGGAAGGGGCGGAGGCCCGGGCCUGGACGACCUACUACUACAGCCUCCUGCAGAGCUGUCUGCAGCAAGCCGGCCUUCCGGAGACCCAGGACCGCAGCCAGGUGCCCCGAACAGGCUGCCCCGGGGCAGAGGUGACCUUGUGCAUUCUGGGCUCCCCCAGCACCUUUUGGUCUGUGCUGCUGGAGGGCGGUGUCCAGAGCCCGGGAAACAUGCUUCUUUGCCUGUCCCCCGCUUGGCUGACCAAGGUGCCCGCACCGGGGCGGCCAGGAGAGGCAGCCCUGCUGGUCUCCAAGGCAGUGAGCUUCCACCCAGGGGGCCUGACAUUCCUGGAUGACUUUGUACCCCCGCGCCGAGCCACCUACUUCCUGGCGGGGCUGGGACCCAGGCCCGGCCUGGGCCAGGAGGCGGCGGAGCUUGCGCGUGACCUCACCUGCCCCACCGGAGCGUCAGCGGAGCUGGCCAGGCUGCUGGAGGACCGGCUGCUGACAAGACAAUUACUGGCCCGGCGCGGUGGCGUGGCUGUGCCAGCUACCCUGGCUUUCACCUACAAGCCACCCGCGCUGCUUCGGGGAGGGGAGGCCAGCCCGGGGCUGCGGCUGGUGGAGCUGAGCGGCAAAGAGGGCCAAGAGACCCUGGUGAAGGAGGAAGUCGGGGCCUUCCUGCGCUCUGCGGUCCUGGGUGAUGCCCUGCAGGUGGCCGUCAAGCUCAGCGGCUGGCGCUGGCGAGGGCAGCAGGCCCUGCGCCUGCACCCCCGGGCAGAGGUGGGCGCAGUGGCGGACACAGUGCUGGCGUCGCUGGAGAAACUGGAGGAGGAGGAGAGCGUCUCAGUGGAGGCUGUGUGCCCACCUGCCCGGCUGCCCUUCCCAGGCAACGCUCCCGCUGGCCCCGCGCUGGCUGUUCGGAUUUGCGCCGUGGUGUGCCGGACGCAGGGCGACAGGCCCCUGUUGAGCAAGGUGGUGUGCGCCGCGGGUCGCGGGGACCGGCCUCUGCGGCACCAGAACUCUUUGCCGCGGACGUUGGAGGUGGUGCUGGCCCAGUGCGGCUUGGGCGAGGAGGCCCAGGUGGCGGUCUUCCGGCGGCGCGUCAAGGAGGCGGCUGAGGCUGCUCUGGCUGCCGUGCUGGCCUUGGAGGCCGGUCUGAGCGCCCAGCAGCGCGGCGGGCGGCUGGCCGGCACGGACUUCCUCGGCGUGGACUUCGCGCUGACGGUGGCGGGUGGCGCGCUGAUCCCGGUGGCCCUGGAGCUGAACAGCGGCCUGUGCCUGGAAGCGUGCGGCGCGCUGGAGGGGCUCUGGGCGGCCCCGCGCUCGAGAUCCGCCACCGAGGAGGCGGCGGCCGCCGCGCCGCUCGUGGAGACCAUGCUGCGGCGCUCGGCGCGCUGCCUCAUGGAGGGGAAGCAUCUGCUGGUGGUCGGCGCGGGCGGUGUCAGCAAGAAGUUCGUGUGGGAGGCGGCGCGCGACUACGGGCUCAAGCUGCACCUGGUGGAGUCGGACCCCAACCACUUUGCCUCCCAGCUGGUGCAGACCUUCAUCCACUUCGAUGUGACGGAGCACCAGAGGGACGAGGAGAACGCACAGCUGCUGGCCGAGCUGGUGCGGGCGCGCGGGCUGCAGCUGGACGGCUGCUUCUCCUACUGGGACGACUGCCUGGUGCUCACAGCCUUGCUCUGCCAGGAGCUGGGUCUGCCCUGCAGCCCCCCAGCCGCCAUGCGCCUGGCAAAGCAGAAGAGCCGCACCCAACUGCAUCUCUUGCGCUGCCAAGGCCCGCCCUGGCCUGCGCCCUCCCUCUAUGCUGUGCCUUGCUGCCCCCUGGAGAGUGAGGCCGACGUGGAGAGGGCUGUCCACCAGGUGCCCCUGCCAGGCGUCAUGAAGCUGGAGUUUGGAGCAGGCGCGGUGGGCGUGCGGCUGGUAGAGGAUGCAUCACAGUGCCGCCAGCACUUUUCCAAGAUUGCCCACGACCUGCAGGGUGAGGCAGACCACCCUGGCAUUGGGCUGGGCUGGGGCAACUCCAUGCUGCUGAUGGAGUUCAUUGAGGGCACGGAGCACGAUGUGGACCUGGUGUUGUUCGGUGGGAGACUGCUGGCUGCCUUCGUCUCCGACAAUGGCCCCACGAGGCUGCCUGGCUUCACUGAGACGGCAGCCUGCAUGCCCACCGGGCUGGCUCCGGAGCAGGAGGCGCAGCUGGUGCAGGCGGCCUUCCGCUGUUGCCUGGGCUGUGGGCUGCUGGAUGGCGUCUUCAACGUGGAGCUCAAGCUGACCAGGACCGGGCCUCGGCUCAUCGAGAUCAACCCCCGCAUGGGUGGCUUCUACCUGCGAGACUGGAUCCUGGAGCUCUACGGUGUGGACCUGUUGCUGGCUGCUGCUAUGGUGGCCUGCGGCCUGCGGCCUGCCUUGCCCACCCACCCACGGGCCAGCGGCCACCUGGUGGGUGUCACUGGCCUGGUGUCCCAGCACCUGCAGGUACUGAGUUCCACGGCCAGCCAAGAGGCCCUGCAGGCUCUUCAUGAACGGGGCCUGCUGCGUUUCAAUCAGUUUGCAUCUUUGGAGGAGGUCCGGGGGCCUGGCGAGUAUGAGGAGCCCUACUGCAGCGUGGCCUGUGCCGCGCCCAGCCUGGCCGAGGCCCGCCUGCGCCUGCUGGGCCUCUGCCAGGGCCUGGGCAUCGAUGGGCCCCACUACCCCGUGGCUCAUUUCCUGUCCCACUUCAAAUAGCACUGGGGCCAGGGCGCAGGAGCAAAUGCUGGAGGUGGCGCUGUGGUGCCGUCUGCUGCCUGACACUCUCCCUGCCUCUCUUCCCACAGCCCUUCCCCAACGCGGGCCUCAGGCCGCAGGUCCCUUCAGAGUGGCAGGGCCAUUUUGACACCAGGCCUCCUGGGCUUAAGGGCCACAAAAAAAAAGUAACUGGGGGUGCCGUGGGGCCCUCUUGCCCUCCCAAAAGUUCCAGUCCAGCCCUCAGCUGCCCCAGGACUCUGGCCAAGGAGAAGUGACAACAGCUGCACACACGCCCACACGCCCACACCCUGCCCCACCUGCAGGGAGGUGGGGGUGGGCCCAAACCUAGUCUGUUCUCCCCACCCCCCAAGCGUUUCUCUCUUCCUCCCAUCUGCAGGAGAGAACCUGGCAGGCCCCUGGCCUUGGACAAAUCCCAAGAGAGCCUGAGACUAACCCCCCACCCUCUGAUCCCUACCACCUCCUCUAACAAAUUCCAGGGCAGUUCUAGAGCCUGCCGACAACUCCUGGCAGUGUCGCGCCUGCCUCACGUGACCUGAGCAGCAGAGGCAGGUGGCCCGGGGUCAGCAGUUACCGUCUCCCCUCCAGGCAGACACGAUUGUCUCAUUCUGCAGAUGAGGAAACAUGCUCAAAGCAGAAAAACCACGGCCUCAGGGUCAUGUCGAAGUGGAUGGAAUGACGAGGGGAAAGAUGCAGGGCCCAGGUUCCCGCUUUUACUAAGUCUUACGUGCUCGCUCAGUCUCUAGGCCUUGCUCGCCUCCUUGCCCUCAUUCAUAAGUGGCCCCGACACAUGCGGACAGCCCCCUCUCGUGCACCAGGCAUCUUCUGCACCGAGCUUGGAUGCUUGGCCUCUGUGUACACCUAACCAGCACUGGCGGGGGUGAGUCUGCGCUCCCUUCCUAACUCAGGGGAGUCUGCUUUAAGAACUCCUGCUCCACGAGCACCCCUCCCCAAAUAAAGGCUUAAGGACUACUGGAA